Lindgomyces ingoldianus is the source of this 1374-nucleotide messenger RNA. RefSeq names its product putative galacturan 1,4-alpha-galacturonidase C. Gene Ontology annotation, molecular function: polygalacturonase activity. Lineage: Eukaryota; Fungi; Ascomycota; Dothideomycetes; Pleosporales; Lindgomycetaceae. Gene Ontology annotation, biological process: carbohydrate metabolic process. Bases 1 to 1374 code for a protein of 457 amino acids. The transcript is spliced from 3 exons. The record is from RefSeq and is a predicted model, not a curated record.
AUGUUGGCAAAGACUCGAUUUUUAUUCAAUUGUUGCGACGAUGUGCCGAAAAGGCUAUGCUGGGCUCGUGGAAUUCGUAGAGAGUGGGCGCGAGAUAAUAUAGACGGUCGCAGAAUCAUCGUGAGGCUCGUGGUUGCAAACUUGAAGCAACGCAGAGGUGGCGACGUCAUAGCAUUUCGUAACACGUGUACUGUAAAAGCGAACGGGGGCCAAAAAGACGAUGUACCAAAUAUUCUUAAAGCCUUCGAAGAAUGUGGCAAAAGCGGCACUAUAGUCUUCCCAGAGGAUCAAAAUUAUUGGAUAGCGCAGCGUUUAAACCCCAUAGUCAACGAUGUAGAAAUUGAAUGGCGGGGGCAAUGGACCUUCUCUGACAACCUAACCUACUGGCGCCAAAACUCCUUCCUUAUCCCCUUCCAAAACCACCGCGCCGGCUUCAUCCUCACCGGCACACGCAUCCGUAUCAACGGGCACUCUACCGGCUCGAUCCACGGCAACGGUGACGUCUGGUACACAGCCGAAGCUGGAAAAACGCAAGAAGGCCGACCGAUGCCCUUUGUAUUCUGGAAUGUCUCGUCCGUCUCCGUGUCUAACCUUGCAAUCAAAGAUCCCCAACUCUGGGCAAUAAAUAUAAUGAACGGAACAAACAUGUCAUUCGAGAAUAUGCUCGUCAAUGCCACUGCAACAAAGGCUCCAUACGGAGCAAACUGGGUGCAAAACACUGACGGCUUUGACACUAUGGAUGCGCACAACAUUACUCUAACAAACUUCUGGUACCAAGGCGGCGACGACUGCAUAGCCAUAAAACCGCGCUCAUACGACAUUGUCGCUCGUAAUAUAACCUGCCACGGGGGAAACGGCAUCGCUAUUGGUUCUCUAGGCCAAUAUCUCGAAGACUCCAGCGUCGAAAACGUUCUCAUAGACGACGUAAACAUCAUCCGCUAUAACGAAGACAUGCAUAACUGCGCCUACAUAAAAACCUGGAUCGGGUACCAAGUCUUGCAAUCAUCAUACGAGAGUGCUGGAAAGCCGAAUGGAGGCGGCUGGGGCAAUGUGUCGCACAUCACGUUUUCGAAUUUCAGAGUCCAGGGCGCGGAUUCUCCCCCAGCGAUCACACAGGAUAAUGGCAAUAAUGGGAGUUUUUCGGGUACGAGUAAGAUGCUAGUUAGCGAUAUUAAGUAUGUUAAUUUCACGGGUUGGCUGAACAAGAAGUCGACGGAGGGGAGUGUGAGUUGUAGUACGGUGAAUCCGUGUUAUGGUAUUUCUUUUGAGAAUGUACAUUUGACGAAUGGGGUUAAUGGGACGGAAAAUGCGAGUGGGAGCUGUAAGUAUAUUAAGCCGGGCGGAGUGCAUGGACUUUCUGGGAGUGGAUGUUAG